AUGUCGAGUCCCACCAUCAAGCUCAACAGCGGCCAUGAGAUGCCCCAGGUCGGCUUCGGCCUGUGGAAGGUCGAUAACGCCGUCUGUGCCGACACUGUCUACAACGCCAUCAAGGCCGGCUACCGUCUCCUGGACGGCGCUUGCGACUACGGCAACGAGGUCGAGUCUGGCCAGGGUGUGGCCCGUGCCAUCAAGGAGGGCAUCGUCAAGCGUGAGGAGCUUUUCAUUGUCUCCAAGCUGUGGAACUCGUUCCACGAUGGCGACCGCGUCGAGCCCAUCACCCGCCGCCAGCUCAAGGACUGGGGCAUCGACUACUUUGACCUGUUCAUUGUGCACUUCCCGCUCGCCCUCGAGUGGGUCGACCCCGAGGUCCGCUACCCGCCCGGAUGGCACUACGACGACGCCGGCACCGAGAUCCGCACCUCCAAGGCCAGCAUCCAGGAGACCUGGACGGCCAUGGAGUCGCUCGUCGAGAAGGGCCUGACCAAGAGCAUCGGCGUGUCCAACUUCCAGGGCCAGCUGCUGUACGACGUGCUGCGCUACGCCAAGAUCCCGCCCGCCACGCUGCAGAUUGAGCACCACCCGUACCUGGUGCAGCCGCGCCUGCUGCAGCUGGCCAAGCGCGAGGGUGUGGCCGUGACGGCAUACUCGUCGUUUGGCCCUGCCUCGUUUGAGGAGUUCAAGAUGGCCGACGCCGAGGCGCUGACGCCGCUGUUCGAGGUGCCGCUGAUCAAGGAGCUGGCGGCCAAGUACAAGAAGUCCGCGGGCCAGAUCCUGCUGCGCUGGGCAACCCAGCGCGGUCUGGCCGUCAUCCCCAAGACGCAGACGGCAUCGCGGCUGGCCGAGAACCUGGACGUCGUCGCCUGGGACCUGGACGCCAAGGACGUGGACGCCAUCUCCGCGCUGGACAAGAACACGCGGUUCAACCAGCCCACAAACUACUUUGAGACGGACAAGCUGAUCCUGUUCGCUUAA
Molecule: messenger RNA, 975 nt
Organism: Sporothrix brasiliensis 5110
Lineage: Eukaryota; Fungi; Ascomycota; Sordariomycetes; Ophiostomatales; Ophiostomataceae
Exons: 2
Coding region: 1-975 (324 amino acids)
Biological process (GO): D-xylose catabolic process
Cellular component (GO): cytosol
Molecular function (GO): D-xylose reductase (NADPH) activity
Source: RefSeq, a predicted model, not a curated record